Dimorphilus gyrociliatus is the source of this 1080-nucleotide messenger RNA. Lineage: Eukaryota; Metazoa; Annelida; Polychaeta; Dinophilidae. The record is from the annotation of a GenBank genome assembly.
AUAUACCAUUUUCGUAGUCGUUUUUGAAUUCGCUUGUGCUUAUCUUAAAUACUACUAAUGGAGGUUAAAAAUUCAAACUCAGACGAAAUGACUGUCGAUGUAGAAGGAAGUAAAAAUGCGGUCGAACAUAAAAAGCCAAUGAAUGCACAAGUAUGGAAGUUGUUAUGUUUAGCUGGAGUACUCAUUUAUGGCACAUAUUCUAUAUUAGUACAUUUAGAAGAGAAAAAUGGAAAACUGGCAUUCUCAUCAGCGUCACUAGUACUUGUAGCUGAAUUUUGCAAAUUAGUAAUGUCGUUAGGUAUGCUCUAUGCCCAACUAAGAAAAGCCGAAACGAAAUUUGAAUGGCCCGGCCUAAAAGUGUCCCUUCCUUUUGCAAUUCCAGCAAUACUCUAUGCCUUUAAUAAUAAUAUAUCAGUGUUAAUGCAAGUUGAAAUGGAUCCUGCAACCUAUCAAGUCUUAGGAAAUAUGAAAAUAUUGUCAACAGCUUUCCUCUAUCGACUAAUUAUUAAAAAGCCUAUAGCGCCACUCCAAUGGGUAGCUUUGGUUAUGCUUAUGAUGGCUGGAGCAUCCAAUAGCUAUGGGGGAAUUCAUCAAAAAAUUCAAGAUAAAAGUAUAGCUUCGGCGAACUACGUUCACAUUACAGGAAAAGGGCUCAUUAUGAUAAGUUUAUAUUGUUUUGUAUCUGGUUUAUCAGGUGUUUAUACAGAACUGAUAUUAAAAAAUCGUUAUGAAAUGUCGAUACAUCUGCAAAAUUCACUUCUAUAUGUCUAUGGUAUUAUUAUAAACGGCGGUUCUUUUAUUGUAGGAGCAAUGAACUCAACCGAAAAGAAUGCCUGGAAUCUUUUUCAUGGAUACACCUUUAUAACUUUUUUACUUGUCUUGAACUUGAGUUCAGUUGGAUUAAUUAUGGCAGCUAUUAUGAAGCAUGGAAACAACAUAACAAGAAUGUUUAUUGUCUCAACUGCAAUGGUUAUCACGACAGCCUUAUCAAUGGUGGUUUUCGGAUUGGUUUUAAACAUUUACUUUUGUAUUUCUUUCAUAUUGGUUGUUGGCGCUUUAUAUCUUUAUCAUAAGACCUGA